GAUUUGGAAUUCGGAGGCAUUGCGUCACAAGUCAAAGAGCCCUCUGUGUUUCCACUCACUCGACGUUUCCUAUCGAAAGUAGUUUUGCUUCAGUUGAAGCGUAAAUGGACGGUUUAUUGUACGUCCCAGCGUGUAUAUUUCAUCUACUUCACCUGAAUGCUGUCCAUUAAAAAUUAAAAUCAAGUUACGAAAUAGCUAAAUACACGAUUGUUGACUUUUCGCUUGCUGGCUAGCUCCGCCAGCUGAGUCUAACGUCAAGAUGGACCAGGCAGCGAGCCGAUACCAAGUGUUUGAGAAUGAUGAAGACGACUCCUGUGGGCCCUCCACCAGCGCCCAGCAGCCGUGCACCUCGGCACAGGCCAACUCGUCCUCCCAGGCCUGCCUUGUCCCAGUAGCCCUGGGGGGGGAUGCAGAGGCCCCACCUCCCCCGUAUGCCAGCAUCGCCCUGGGAGCCACCGCUGCCAUGCCUGUAGAGAGCAGUUGUUACCCAAGUGAUUUCCCCGUGCCGCCUCCCUACAGCGUGGCCACCUCUCUUCCCACCUACGACGAGGCAGAGAAAGCCAAAGCUGCAGCCAUGGUACUCUCUGCUGUGGAGGUGAUACCAGGGGAGGAUGACUUCCCUCCAAGGGAUGACUUCAGCGAUGUCGACCAGCUGAGGGUGGGAAACGACGGCAUUUUCAUGCUGGCCUUUUUCAUGGCCUUCCUGUUCAAUUGGAUUGGGUUUUGCCUGUCAUUCUGCCUGACCAACACCAUCGCCGGCCGAUACGGGGCCAUCUGCGGCUUUGGCCUCUCUCUCAUCAAGUGGAUUCUCAUCGUCAGAUUCUCGGACUACUUUACUGGAUACUUCAAUGGGCAGUACUGGCUCUGGUGGAUUUUCCUAGUCCUCGGUCUCCUGCUUUUCUUCAGAGGGUUCGUGAACUACCUGAAAGUGCGCAACAUGUCUGAAAGCAUGGCUGCCUCGCACAGAACACGCUUCUUCUUCCUGUACUGAGCCUACCCCGGACUAACCCGGACGAAACUGGGCCAAUUGUGCGCUGCCCUAUGGGACUCCCAAUCAUGGCCGGAUGUGAACCAUGUACUGCAGUGACGCCUCUUGCGCUGAGAUGCAGUGUCUUAGAUCACUGCGACACUCGGGAGCCCACUACUAAUGAAGACCUUAGUACACAGUCACCGCAUACUAACAUGUGUAGUAGAUAUUAUCCUUGAGACUUGACAUUCAUAUAAAGACAUGCAUAUAAAUGAAGUUAUUGUUUAUGAAAUAAUACUAUAUCUUGUUGUUCCAAUUUGUCUUUCUGUAAAUGGCAUGUGGUAAUAUCUGCUACCCGUAGUCUGCGAAUUCUACAACAGUUGCGUUUUCAGAAUUAUUUUCCCACUUCCUUUGCUCCAGGUUGUCGCUCCAAACAUUCCUCCUUAAUGUGAAAUUCCCUGAGGAUUUGCGAGCCUUUUCUCGAAUGACCAGGACAAAAAAAAACACAGUGAAAAGAUGUGAGGAAGAAAAGAACCAGUGCGUCAUUACAGCUGCGAAAGUCUGGCAUCUUUCAUUAAAAGCAAAAACAGCUGACUCGUCUCUUUUUCAGAAAGUCCGUACAAUACAGAUUAACCCAGCUAAAUAUACCCUGUGUGUUUCUGUUAUUUCCACCGGCUUUGUUUGGCUCUGUUGAUUUCAAUUGCCUUCCUAAUCUAACCCCUGUAAUGGUCCCAACCUGCUUAAUAUCCCAAGUCUUGUACAGUGAAUACACCUUAACAGGGGGGGUAGUAUAGUGCAGUGUAGUAGCUGGGUCUACCUGUUGUGGAUGUUUGUGGAAAAGCACACACAAGAAGAUGGAAGAAAACAGUAUGCAGCCAAGAGGUCUUAUGCAGUUGUGUCCUUACCUGAACUGGAUAUCUGGUCCUAAUGAGGAGGAUGAUGAUGAAACGGUUAGUCUAGAGUUCAAUCAGGAGUGUCAUUAUUACAAUUUGAAUUGUAUCCCUUAAUUUUAAUCCCCGUAUUUAAUUGUCUUUGGUAUAAAAAUAUGAUAUUUGAUGAAACUCAUGACUUUUUUAUUGUGAAAUGAUUGAACUGUAUCACAGCUUAUGCCAAUUUAUAUGUGCAACCUCUUUCUCCAUCAGUUGUGAAUUUCUUACUUGUCAUAGUGCGUAUACUGAUCUCUUUGUCAGUCCAAUUUUGUCAGUCCAACUGGAAUUUGUGUUUAUCCCUAAAAAGGACAUCUGCCUUUUGCACCUUUUUUAUUUUCAAUUUUCAUUAAGUUGAUUAUUGCAAUUAGCCUGAACUGUGACAUUUUAAAGUAUUGUCGCCUUUCUUUGAUGCUUGAAUGAUGCCUUUGUCAUUUUGUUUCUGUUACACAGAAGCCUCAUCAGCAAUAUCGAAAAACGUAACUUAAAUGCAUGAUUAUUCUGGCCAAGUUGGUUAUAAUAGUAUUCAGCUAAAGCAACAUUAUUAAUAUUCUAUUUGUAUGUUUGUAAAACAGCCAAACUAUUUUUGCCAGAAAUGAUUCUUGGAACAUCUCUGGUACUCAGAGAUGAUGAUGCGUGCUUGUUAACCCUUUAACCUGAAGUCUUGCAAAAUGCCAAUAAAGUUCCAAAUGCACCCUG
Messenger RNA from Oncorhynchus kisutch (coho salmon), 2592 nucleotides. RefSeq names its product NEDD4 family-interacting protein 2-like. Gene Ontology annotation, cellular component: Golgi apparatus; endoplasmic reticulum; perinuclear region of cytoplasm. The record is from RefSeq and is a predicted model, not a curated record. Gene Ontology annotation, biological process: ubiquitin-dependent protein catabolic process; metal ion transport; vacuolar transport. Gene Ontology annotation, molecular function: WW domain binding. The coding region runs from base 260 to 991 and encodes 243 amino acids. The transcript is spliced from 8 exons. Lineage: Eukaryota; Metazoa; Chordata; Actinopteri; Salmoniformes; Salmonidae.